AUGUAUAUCCCUAUCGGUGAGCAGAGAGAGAGAGAGAGGCGACCAAUGGGCAACUCCUCCGAGACGAAUUUACAGAGCCUGGAUAUUCUGCCGACGGCACUCGUGGCCACCAUCAUGACAAAUCUCGAUGUCCCUUCGAUCUGCUCUCUCGCAGCCACUUGCAAGGCCUUCAAUCUCUGCGGUUCUCAAAUCCUCUCUUUUCUCCCCAAUUUUCACCUCCUCGACAUUUCACCAACGAUUGACUUGUUGAAACCCUUAUUGCCUCCGAACCCUUACCUUCGAAGCCUCAGAGUCGAUUGUGCUCGGCUCGAUGAUUCGGCGAUUGAUCAUCUCCUUCGGCCUUCUUUGGAGGAGCUAUGUCUCCAUAAUUGCGCCGAUUUUAGUGGCAAGCUUCUUUCUGAGGUUGGAGGUCGAUGCAAAGACCUCAGGUCUUUAUACUUGAGUUCAGUAGCUGAUAAAAGAGGGAGAUCAAUUCAUGUAUCUGACCUUGAGGAGUUACUCGGUGGUUGCGCUCAAUUGGAAACAUUGAUCCUCAUGUUUGAUGUCUCAAUCUUUCUUCGACACAAUUUUGCUCAUGUCUGGGCUGUGGCUUCUGCAAAACUCACUUCUCUUGAGAUAGGGUACGUUUCUUCAGUAAUGGUGACUGAACUGCUUAGCCCAACUGCAGGGCCUUACCAUUCACAAAAUCAGAUUCGGUCAUCAGUAUUGCCAAAACCCACAGUUGCAUUUGACCUCACCAACUCUGGCCUUCAACAAAUUAAUCCACAUGGGAAAUUGAAACACCUUUCUUUGGUCCGAAGCCAGGAGUUUGUCGUUACAUACUUUAAGCGAGUUAAUGAUCUUGGGGUCCUCUUUAUGGCUGAUAGAUGCUCAAGCGUAGAAAGUAUAUGUCUUGGUGGCUUUUGUCAGGUCACGGAUACAGGUUUCAAAACAAUCUUGCAUUCUUGCACCAGCUUAUACAGGCUCAGGGUGUCUCAUGGAGCUCACCUAACUGAUCUGGUAUUUCAUGACAUUGAUGCCACUUCCCUUUCACUGACACAUGUUAGCUUCAGAUGGUGUAAUCUUUUGACAAACCUCUCUGUCAUCCGAUUGGCAUCUAACAUGGAUCUAAGCGUUCUUGACUUGAGAGAUUGUAGAAGCCUUGGUGAUGAAGCCCUUCGAGCCAUUAGCAGUCUCCCUAAACUGAAAACAUUGCUGAUAGACGGCGCUGAUAUAAGUGAUUUGGGAUUGUCAUACCUAAAACGAGGUGUAAGGAGUUCGCUUGUUUCACUAUCCGUUAGAGGGUGCAAAAGACUUACGGACAAAUGCGUCUCUUUUCUAUUUGAUUGCUCAUGUAACCUAGAGUUGCGAGAAUUGGACCUAUCAAAUCUUCCUAACCUAUCUGAUGCUGGUUUGUUGUUGCUUGCAAAAAGUCGUGUCCCAAUAGUUGAGCUUCGAAUGCGACAAUGCCCACUCAUAGGCGACAUUACGGUCAUUGCAUUAGCCUCGAUGCAAGUUGAUGAGGGCAGGUGGCAUGGAAGUAGCUUACGGCUGUUGGAUAUUUAUAACUGUGGCGGAAUUACACAACUUGCAUUCCGGUGGUUAAAGAAGCCUUAUUUCCCUGUGUUGAGAUGGUUGGGAGUGAGUGGAAGCGUAAAUAGGGAUAUGGUAGAUGUUUUAGCCAGAAGUAGACCAUUCUUGCAUGUCGCGUAUCGUGGUGAGGAGCUGGGGACUGAUCAGUGGGAUUAUUCGGAUGAUCUGUACAUGCACGACUAUGAAGAAGUUGAUGAACUAGAACAAUGGCUUCUUGAUGGAGAAAACGGGAUUGAUGAUGAAGAGAUGGAAGAAGCUGAAAAUAAUGCAGAACUGGAGUAA
Messenger RNA from Ilex paraguariensis (yerba mate), 1854 nucleotides. NCBI's taxonomy places the organism in Eukaryota, Viridiplantae, Streptophyta, Magnoliopsida, Aquifoliales, Aquifoliaceae. The record is from the annotation of a GenBank genome assembly.